Messenger RNA from Penicillium digitatum Pd1, 501 nucleotides. Lineage: Eukaryota; Fungi; Ascomycota; Eurotiomycetes; Eurotiales; Aspergillaceae. The record is from RefSeq and is a predicted model, not a curated record.
AUGGGUGUUGAGGAGGGCAUCCUUGCAUACACCGAAAGGAUGAAAUCGGUAUUCCGCGACAAAAUUCGCAAUAUUCCAAUUGACUGCAAGAAAUUCAAAAAGGCUAUUGAGAUUGUCAUCAAUCGUACUGGGUUGUGCCCAACCGACCUGAUAAACGAUGGAAAGCCCCGUCGGUCUAAAAUCUUUGUCUGCACAACCUCCGAAGAUACCUUUCGAGUCGCACGUCUUCGAACCUAUUCUGUUCCAAAUGAGACUGCGUUGCCGGUGACGAUUUGUGAAGCAGCAUUCGCAACAUCCGCUGCUACCAGGUCCUUUGAUUCGGUUUUGAUCGACAGCCACCAAUUUGUGGACGGUGCAUUCGGUGCCAACAACCCAAUCGAGGAAGUAGAAGAAGACGAAGCGACCGACAGAUGGUGCGCUACGAGCCGAGAAUCUAAAACCAUUAAUGAAAUGUUUGGUGUCUGUUGGAACUGGCGAGCCUGCACAAUCCCCCAUAAAUGA